AUGAAGUACUUUACCGUAUUCGCCGCUCUGGCAGCAUCAGUUAUGGCUCUUCCAGCACCACCUUCGCAUGGCAGCACUGAAUGGACACCGGCAAUGGCUGGCUACUUCGACGUUGUCUACAAACACAUUCAAGAAGCUCGACAAAAUGGUGGUCGACCGCCUACUUGCGACCUGUCUAAAGCCGCCCUACCAGUGGCACCGACACCCCUCCCGAUACUAGACAGCUAUGUCCUUGAACAUGUUGCCAUCGGCCGAGGCACACAGAACUACACAUGCGCAAACGCAACCGCAACACCCACGGCCGCUGGAGCCGUAGCACGAUUCUACAACGCCUCAUGCCUCGCUGCCGACUUCCCGGAUCUCCUUGGUCUGGCAACCAACAUCGCCUAUGAACGACCACUACCCGAAGAUCCCCUAGCACCACUCGGACCCACCAACAUGGAACUAUCAACCCAUCAUUUCUUCUCCAACGGCACAACACCAGUCUUCGCAUUCGACGCACCCGACUCGCCAAAGCUCGGCCGUGUCUUCGCUCAAAAAGCCAAUGAUUCUAUCGCGCCUGCCACUGCCGUCAAGAACGAGAACGGCGUCAUUCCUUGGCUGUACUUGACCUCGCGGUCGACCACCGAGGGUGACAUCAAGGCUGUCUAUCGUGUCGACACUGCCGGUGGAUCUCCCCCGGCGACCUGCAAAGAUCAGCCCGCAUCCUUCAACGUCGACUAUGCUGCCGUUUACUGGUUCUACAAGUAA
Molecule: messenger RNA, 750 nt
Organism: Exophiala bonariae
Lineage: Eukaryota; Fungi; Ascomycota; Eurotiomycetes; Chaetothyriales; Herpotrichiellaceae
Exons: 2
Coding region: 1-750 (249 amino acids)
Source: RefSeq, a predicted model, not a curated record